Aspergillus glaucus CBS 516.65 is the source of this 1681-nucleotide messenger RNA. Its product is annotated as TFIIH/NER complex subunit SSL1. The record is from RefSeq and is a predicted model, not a curated record. NCBI's taxonomy places the organism in Eukaryota, Fungi, Ascomycota, Eurotiomycetes, Eurotiales, Aspergillaceae. Gene Ontology annotation, biological process: regulation of transcription by RNA polymerase II; nucleotide-excision repair; DNA-templated transcription. The coding region runs from base 104 to 1462 and encodes 452 amino acids. Gene Ontology annotation, molecular function: zinc ion binding. Gene Ontology annotation, cellular component: transcription factor TFIIH core complex; transcription factor TFIIH holo complex. The transcript is spliced from 3 exons.
CUACCAUAGCUUAUCAAUUCUCCUUUCCGGAUUAUUGAAUUUCGACUUUCUUUCGUUCCUCCUCCUCGAAUCCCUUACGAUCUCAAAGAAGGCAAAACAAGAAAUGGCCGAUUCAGACGAAGAGUACAUUGGAGAUGUCACAGAAGACGAAGGCUUGCAAGGAUCGCAAAGUGCUGCCGCCUCUCGUGCAAAGCGGAGAAAGCAGCGCGGGGGUGCAGAAUGGGAAGUCUCUAGAACUUGGGAGACAUUAGUGGAGGGGGCAGAUGGUACAAUCAGUUCUACCGUCGAAGGGUUACUGGAGGCUGGUAAAAGAAAGAGGCUACUCCGAGAUACGACUCCUUUACAACGUGGUAUCAUUCGACAUAUUAUUCUGGUUCUGGAUCUGUCACAAUCUAUGGCAGAGAAAGACCUACGACCGACACGAUACCUUCUAACGAUUCGAUAUGCGCAAGAAUUUGUGAGAGAAUUCUUUGAACAGAACCCCAUCUCCCAGCUCGGUUUGCUCGGUUUGAGGGAUGGGCUUGCGGUCAGAAUAAGUGAUAUGAGCGGUAAUCCAACGGAGCACAUAAAUGCGAUCCAAGCCUUGAGGACGCAAGACCCAAAAGGUCUACCCAGUUUGCAGAAUGGGCUGGAGAUGGCUCGGGGCUCCCUUUUCCAUACUCCAAGCCACGGUACACGCGAAAUCCUGAUCAUAUUCGGCUCUCUUCUUUCCUCAGAUCCCGGUGACAUUCAUCAAAUGAUAUCUACUCUUGUUAAUGACAGAAUCCGAGUCGGAAUCAUUGGUCUUGCUGCUCAGGUGGCCAUUUGCCGUGAACUCUGUGCAAAAACCAAUGGCGGCGAUGAUACUACGUACGGCGUGGCUCUCAACGAGCAGCAUUUUCGUGAAUUAGUAAUGGACGUGACUACUCCACCAGCUGCAUAUUCUCAGAAACAGUCCGCAAGUUCCCUUUUGAUGAUGGGUUUCCCAUCUCGCACUGUCGAGGCGAGCCCUUCACUUUGCGCAUGUCAUUCUAAGCCCUCCUGCGGAGGGUACCUUUGCUCACGAUGCAGUAGCAAAGUUUGUGGUCUCCCUGCUGAAUGUCCAGCAUGUGGCCUUACCUUAAUCCUUUCAACCCACCUUGCUCGAUCUUAUCAUCACUUAUUUCCUUUAAAGAACUGGGUGGAGGUACCAUGGCAACGUGCGCCCAAGAGCUCUGCAUGCUUUGCGUGUGGCAUAACUUUCCCAUCAGUGCCAUCUGAAGAUCAAUGGCCGGUUACUGAGAAUAAUGCAAAAGGGAUGAGUGUAAGCAGUCGCUAUGAAUGCACUGUAUGCAUGAAUCACUUUUGCAUUGACUGUGACCUUUUUGCUCAUGAGAUCGUACAUAAUUGUCCUGGUUGUCAAAGCAAGCAGAUUCCAGGAAAGGUCGAAGAUCCUUCUUCCAGUCACCUUGCGGAUAUGGAUACAAUGGACACGACAGGAUAAUGCUUUAUUUUUUUUUUUUAUUUUUAUUUUUUUUCCUUUUCUUUUCUCACUCUCUCGAGUUAAUCCAAUGCAUGGACGGCGUUAUAUUGCAUACCACAUCAGAAUUCCCAUAGAUUCACUAUGUAAGUCUAAUAUCUCAGGAAAGUGCUAGAUUUACAUAUGCCCGAGAAGUACAUACGUCAUUCAAUCCGCGGACCUCGGCCCAAUCCGUAUCUUACC